UCAGGUAAACGCUCUGAUGCUCUAUCUGUCAUACUCUACAACGUUCGCGCCAAUUUAUCCUACUACCUGUGCGAAAAGGCAACAGUUGCUAAUAAAACACUAAUGCCUGAUCUAGCCUGCUUUAGUUACAAUAGGUUCUUCCAAAUGUCAACAUUUCAAAGAGUCGCAAUUAUUUUCAUAACAAUGUCAUAUUACCACAACGUCCUUGGCGAUAUGAAGAAAAUGUCGAAGAAGUCGCAUGUUGAGGACUUUGAAGGCGUUACUGUAUUAUUUGAGGCUCUUACAACAUCGCCAAACGACGACAACUGGCAAGUGUUUUCCUUUCCAAACAAUGUCAAACACGCUGAUAAUAUACCUCGGAAUUGUACAGUCGUAUAUCUCAAGGAAUGUACGUCCUGGAAUAAAUGCAGGCAAACUUGUUACAAGACGGGAGCAACGAGCUACAGGUGGUUUCAUGACGGCUGUUGUGAAUGUGUUGGUGGUUACUGUGCAAGCUAUGGAAUAAAUGAGAGUCGAUGCAGUCAAUGCCCCGAACCAGGAUGUGAUGACGAUUCAGACGAAGACGAACAUGAAUAACAACAAUCAACUGUACAAAUGUACUGAUAACAAAUUUAUGAAACGUUUUAUCGAUGCUCAGAAAUAGUU
This is a messenger RNA of Drosophila nasuta, 645 nucleotides long. It is a transcript of the gene srw, whose product is annotated as shrew. Gene Ontology annotation, biological process: regulation of BMP signaling pathway. The coding region runs from base 103 to 576 and encodes 157 amino acids. The record is from RefSeq and is a predicted model, not a curated record. Lineage: Eukaryota; Metazoa; Arthropoda; Insecta; Diptera; Drosophilidae. The transcript has a single exon.